AUGAGCGAAUGCUACUAUAAUGGGCGCCUAUGGAGUGCUCUCCUCUUCCUAUGGCUAGCAUCAGUAGUAUUGGCUUUUCCACAGAACCAAUCUUCCAAAAUCACGUCAGUUGUUGCUCAGCCAAAAUUCAUGAUUGUGGGAGACUCAAUCACUCACGGUGCAGACGGAGACCACACCUGGCGUUAUCGCCUGUGGCAAUGGUUGACAGAACAAGGAUACCAGCCGAAUUUCGUCGGCCCAUAUCGGGGGACUCAUGGGCCCGCCGACCCAAACUCUGCCCAGCCGUUGCCAGCCCGUUUUGAGGGCGAAACGCAGGACUCCUACAGUAACUUAGAAGGAAUAUAUGCAUCCAAUGUGGAAGCGGAUUUCCAAACUUCUGCCCACGCUGCUUGGUGGGGAAGACAAGCCCAUCAAGACAAGGACUGGAUCAAGGGAUGGGUUCAAGAGCAUCAGCCAGCCUAUCUCCUUCUGCUCUUGGGUUUCAAUGAUCUCGGCUGGAGUGUUCAGGGACCUGAAGGGCUGCUUGGUGAUAUGGGAGCAAUAGUCCAGAGCGCCCGUGAAGCGAAAGCGGACAUCAACGUGCUGGUGGGCAACGUGAUGCAUAGGAGCUUCCUUGAAGGCCGCCAAGACUUGGUUGAUAACACAAACAGCUACAACAGUAAGCUUGCGGAGACCGUUCCAAACUGGUUUCGCUGGGAAUCUCCCAUCUCGGUCGUUGAUGUUGCCAGCAACGUCAACUGCCGGCCCGAGGGUUGCCCGCAUGGUUACGACGGGCUACACCCAAACGAAAUGGGUGAGUACUAUAUAGCCCAGGUCUUUGCUAGGGUCCUGAAAAGCAGUUUUCAUUUUCAGGGCGAAGACUUCCAGCCGCCAGCAUCGGUACCUGCACGUCAGCUCAGCAUCCCAGGAAAUUUCAGGGUCUCUGCAGUGGACGAGGGCUUCUUUGUUGAGUGGGACAGAAUGGCUAUAGCGAGAGGAUAUGAUAUCCGGAUGCGACAGAAAGGGUCUACUCAAUGGUGGUCUGAAGGAGCCGUCUCCCCAAGCACCUUUGUCUCCUACAUGACUUGGGUUGUCGAAGGAGAAACAUGGGAAUUUCAAGUCCGCUCAAGAGGGGACAACGGCGCCGUGUCUGACUGGUCGUCUCUAGUAAGCUCCACAGCUCACCCAAAAACUGCAGGUGGGCCUUCUGGGAUUGCCGUAUAUCCCGAGGGUAAUGGACUUCGAUUCAGCUGGGACGCCGUGUCUCGAAGCGAUGUCAAUCGAUACCAAGUUAUAAUACUGGACCAAGAUGUGGCUGGCUCGUACAUCGAGGGAUACGCGGCCAAAGGGACUAGCCAUACUAUCUCCAACCUCAAAUCUGGCCAUCGAUAUUCAACCUCGGUACAGACAUGGGUUGACCUUGGCAAUGGAAGACUAGCAGGUGGUAGACCAGCAGGUCAUAGACAUGCUAGAGUAGGCGCAGGCGCUCCGAGUACGUCUCCCAAAAGCCUGAAAGUGCAAAAUAUAUCUGCUGUACAGAUAUUGCUGGAGUGGUCAAGCGUCUCCGAUGCUUUAGGCUACGCUAUUUAUGUUAGAAACAUAAAUGACAGCAGCAAUUUCAAGCUCGAUGGCUCUGCAACGGGCACAAGCUAUGGUGUCGGGUUUCUUUUUCCAGGAACUUGGAACUUCGAAUUCUGUGUCGUUUCAUAUAACGGAAAUCUAGAAACUAGUCGAGAUUCUUGCGUAAUCCCACCUCCUAUCUAUCCUUAG
Clonostachys rhizophaga is the source of this 1749-nucleotide messenger RNA. NCBI's taxonomy places the organism in Eukaryota, Fungi, Ascomycota, Sordariomycetes, Hypocreales, Bionectriaceae. The record is from the annotation of a GenBank genome assembly.